Messenger RNA from Bactrocera latifrons, 3342 nucleotides. RefSeq names its product protein doublesex (gene dsx). Gene Ontology annotation, biological process: sex differentiation; regulation of transcription by RNA polymerase II. Gene Ontology annotation, molecular function: RNA polymerase II cis-regulatory region sequence-specific DNA binding; DNA-binding transcription factor activity, RNA polymerase II-specific. The record is from RefSeq and is a predicted model, not a curated record. The coding region runs from base 1786 to 2751 and encodes 321 amino acids. NCBI's taxonomy places the organism in Eukaryota, Metazoa, Arthropoda, Insecta, Diptera, Tephritidae. Gene Ontology annotation, cellular component: nucleus. The transcript is spliced from 4 exons.
ACUACGGUCAUCGGCCACACAACAAGCUCCAAGCAACUUUUUAGCAACGGCAGCACCACCACAACUACUACACCCUUUAUCACGGAUUGUGCAUUCGCACAUCGUUACCACUAUGGCUAGAGCACUCGGGAACAACUCAAUUCACAGUGGCUAGCAUCGCAGUGCCUUGAGUCGACAACUUGGACACUGCACACCACAUUCGCAGUUCUGUGCUGUUACGCUGCGGCCGGUCACCAUUCGCAUCCGCAUUUGCCUCACACGUUGUUCCAAUUCUUUGCUCAGCAARUUCAAGUUGAAUUAAUAGUCAAAAACGAAUUCGUAAUUGAUGUUGAUGUCGUUGUCGAUGUUCAUGUCGCCGCUUGUUCUCCGCGUUGUCUAACGGAGUUCGUGUUGUAUUUUGCAAGAAUAAAUAMAAAAGUGCCGCCUUUGUUACUUCUGCGCUUUAAGCAACUCCUAAGCGUAUUGCAUCGGUCAUUGGACAUAUGUAUGUAUGUAUAAGUGUGCCAAACAUUCGGGAUUGCGAUUUUACAUGCGCUGUCGUUCAAAUUUGGUGUUCCGUGCGAUCGCAAACUAACAGUAACGUUCUUCGCUGACAUUACCAAUAAUCAAAGGGUGUUUGGGUGCGUUGUUACUUUGGCUUUCGCCGUCGGGGAAUUAAUUCAAAUAUUUUCAGUUUCGAUGGAAGUGCAAUCGGCGCCACGAUCAGUUAUUGUUUAAAAGUCGAUUACAAACAUAUGCACAUUUAAACAGAAGCUCAUUGAUCGAAGCCGAUCCUUUUCGUUCGCAAAAUAAAGUUUACGGAACUUGUAUAUUGAAAGGGUUGCUGUCAACUUCUACCUAAAAACUGAAAAUUAUAAAAAUAGUGAACAAACAUASAAAAGAAAUGCAAUAUCGCCAAUGCAAUUAAAUAUUAAUUGCUAACCAUGUGCAAUAUAAGGAUUGUUCAAAAAAUUAAAGAUUAAGGAGAGUGCGUGAYUUAUCAACAAGAUAUUACCACCACUUCGGAAAAUGAGUGAAUGGCAAUAAAAUAGAAAUAAGGGAUCAGUCUCUGUUAGACAAUUUUAUAUGUGAAAUAAACUUGCAGUUGAAUUCUAACACUAAAGCAUCCAAGUGAUAAGAUCUACCAGCAUUAUAAAGGUAUCAAAAGAAUGCUUAUAGGACAUAUAAAACAUUUAAAKCAGUUAUUGUGAAAGUGACAGUGCUUCGAGAAUGAAAGAAAAUGAUUUAUCACAUUGAAAGUUUAAGUAAUGGUUGGUAAUUGCUAAACGAAACCAAAUAUCAAUGAUUUGAUGWUAUAAUUAAAGCUGCAUUCUCCUGAGAUAACCGCGAUGCUUUUGUUAGUACUAAUUACUGAAUAUUUUGGUGAAGAUUAGCCGUUCAGCUUCUUGGUAGGAAGACAUUAAWAAACUGCCCAAAGGAUUUUGAAUAUAURUAUACAUACAUAGAUAUGUGUGUUUGUGGGUCAUGAAUUUUUGAUAAUUAUCUUUAACUGUUUUUUAAACUGUUAAUUAUAUGUUUGUAAAUGACAUAUAUACAGACAUAAUAACAAUUAUCAGAACUUAGGCCAGCAGUUGGAAGUUUCUUCGGCAAAAAUAUACUUCAAAUCAACAGUUGUGUUUCAAUAUCAAAACACUAAARCUAAAUAGCAGUAAAGGUGCGUUGUCAUACGUACUGGUAUAUCCAAUUAAAGUGAGCAUCAACAUUUCACUCUACAUUCGCCCGCCUUGUUCGCAACUGCACGGUCAUCACGCACGCACAGCGAAUAGGCUUCGUAGCUGUUCUUUAAUGGUUUCGGAGGAUAAUUGGAACAGCGACACAAUGUCCGAUUCGGACAUGCAUGACUCAAAGGCAGACGUUUGCGGUGGGGCCUCCAGCAGCAGCGGCAGUUCGAUAUCCCCUCGCACUCCACCCAAUUGUGCACGRUGCCGUAAUCAUGGGCUCAAAAUCACACUAAAAGGACACAAGCGGUAUUGUAAGUUCCGAUUUUGCACAUGUGAAAAAUGCCGCUUAACCGCUGAUCGUCAGCGCGUGAUGGCACUGCAGACUGCUUUGAGACGGGCACAAGCGCAGGACGAGCAAAGGGUUCUGCAGAUUCAUGAGGUACCGCCAGUGGUACACGGGCCAACGGCAUUACUUAAUCAUCAUCACUUGCAUCAUCAUCAUCACUUGAAUCAAAAUCAUCAUGCYAGUGCUGCAGCUGCAGCAGCAGCUGCUGCGGCACAUCAUCAUAUAUCGACAGCGAUCCGUUCUCCGCCACACGUCGAACAUGGCGGCGGUAAUGUUAGCAGUAGUGGUAACGGCGGUAUAGCCGGUGGAAUAGGUUCUGCCAUCACCUCUGUACCUGGGUCGGUGCCACCACCCGAACAUCACAUGACCACAGUGCCCACUCCAGCACAAUCGCUAGAAGGUUCUAGUGAUACAUCUUCGCCAUCACCAUCGUCCACUUCAGGAGCGGUAUUGCCCAUAUCGGUGGUAGGUCGCAAACCAUCUCUGCAUCCCAAUGGAGUAAAUAUUCCUUUAGCUCAAGAUGUCUUUUUAGAGCAUUGUCAAAAACUAUUGGAGAAAUUUCGAUAUCCAUGGGAGAUGAUGCCAUUAAUGUAUGUGAUAUUAAAAGAUGCUGGGGCAGAUAUUGAAGAGGCUUCAAGACGCAUUGAGGAAGGUCAACAUGUCGUAAACGAAUACUCCCGUCAACACAAUCUGAAUAUAUAUGACGGGGGUGAGCUGCGCAGUACGACAAGGCAAUGUGGAUGAUAAUUUUUAACGUAAUUACACAACAAAUUAUGUUUUCAAUCAAGUUAAAUUAAUGUAAUUAUAAAGUUUAAUAAGUACAUCAGUUCAAUGCAAUUAAAAUCAAUAUAGCAAAUAUAGUUGCAAACUCCCUCUUAACUUAAACCGAGAAAAAUUAGUAAGCUCAGCAAGCUACUGUUGGAACCGUUUUCCUUUUAGCAAAGUGGCAAACCGUUUUUUUUUUUUUUUUUUGCUCUAUGCUGAUUUUUAUUCUUUUAUAUGAUAUAUGGUUGUGUGAAAUAAAUCUUUUACUGAAACUGCAAUCAACUAACACAUGGAUCGAUCGACCUCUUCAAUCAACAUACAAAACAGCCAUUUCUACAAUCAACUAUCCAAUCCGGCACAUCUUUAGUUUCUUCAGCAAUUAAUCCAUAUCAUUAUGRGCCGCCAAAUAGGAAGUUUAACAGCACUGCAAUCAACAUACAUACAAAGGAUAUCCAUUGGCAUUGGAGUUAAAGGGCACGAUAAAUAUGUAUACCAGCAUACUCUUAUAAAGCAGCGUACACAUUAAUGACUAAACUGUUGAAUUUUUAUAAAUAAAAUAUAAAUACAAUA